Messenger RNA from Impatiens glandulifera, 705 nucleotides. RefSeq names its product keratin, type II cytoskeletal 1-like. Lineage: Eukaryota; Viridiplantae; Streptophyta; Magnoliopsida; Ericales; Balsaminaceae. The transcript is spliced from 2 exons. Bases 1 to 705 code for a protein of 234 amino acids. The record is from RefSeq and is a predicted model, not a curated record.
AUGUCAGCAGAUUCACAAGAUAAUUCAUCCAAUGAAGGAUCUUCUGCUGAUGGUACCAAGCUUUUAAAGUCGAUGACUUCUCUACUUACCUCUCUUCAGACAAAUGUGAUAUCUAUGGGAUCAAAUAUGGUAAAGAUUUUGAAGACUCGGAAAGAGGACAGAAAAGAAUUUACUGAAUGUGUCAAAAUCCUUACAGAGUUGGAUAAUACACUGAAGAAGAAUACACAAAUCAAUCUUGAUAAUCAUCGUGAGAUCAUGAAAUCAAUGGAAUUAUUCAAGAAUCAGAUGAUUGAAAUUCAAGGUAGCCUGAGAAGAUCUGAUGGUGAAAGGUUGGAGUAUGUCGACUCCAUUGCAAGGAAAUUUCAAGAGAAAGAAAAUGCAAAAGCUGCUUUUGAAAGAGAACAGACUCGUAUCACUCAAGGUGAGCCCAAUAGAAGAGGUGACGGUGUAUCAAUCGGCACUAGAUCUAAGCGAGCACCAACCAACGAUAAAAAUCCAAGGCCAACCAAAAGAGGGGGAGGUAGAAGCGGUAGUGAUCGCGGAGGCCGAAGUAGUAGUGGUGGUCGUGGUGGGCAAUCUGGUAGUGAUCGCAGAGGUCGUACCAGUGGCGGUGAUCGUGGUGGGAGAUCAAGUGGAAGCGGUCGGGGUGUACAUGCUCUUCCUCCUUUUCUCAAUUUGUUAAUUGGUCAAGAGAUGACGGAUUAA